AGCAAGGACAGUUCUCACUCGCGUAUAUCUGGAGUGCCAAGGAAAUGAGGGCCGACAUCGAAGUCUUCAUCUGUAUCUUACUCACCUUCCCGUUUUUUGCGAGAUCAGUAAAUCUUGGGGCCGCUUGCCAAAAUAUGUGGAAUAACGCUGGAAAUAACUUGAUCUUUCCUGGAGAAUUAACUGUUAAUCCGGUGGCCAACGCAAACCCGUUGUUUACGGUUGUUCCAGGAGCAGGAGGAGUUGGAAAAGUCGCUUCUCCUGUAUUUCAGCGAUUCCGAGACUUGAUGGUUGAUUACCAAGCUGCACAGCCUGCUCCCACUCAGCAACAUAUAAAUGACUUCUUAACUGCAGUAACCCAACCAGGUGGACCUAUGCAGGCGGCACUCAAUUAUUUAUUAACUCAGCCGGGAUCAUUGCCUGCAGGCGUGGCAAACUUACAACAGUUUAGACCUGUUUUGGAGGCACUAUGGUUCCAACACAGCAAUGGAUUUAAACAUGUUUUUGUUGGCAAUCACAUAAACGCCAACGAUUUCAAUGGAUUUCACAAUUGGUACCAGUUCUAUCUUGAACAAGGGAGAAACCCAACUCAGACAACAAAUAUCGCUUUCAACCAACCCGCACAUCUGCCGCCCUUCGUGGGGAAUAGACUGCCAUUUUUUCUGCGAGGACUAACGUUCACAUGGAGAGGGGCGAACAAAAUACCAGCGGGCACCAGCAGCUGCAUGUUCGUUGGAACCAGCCCAGCAUUUGAUUUGGCCAUGUUUACUGCUUGUGUAUUGAGGGGACGUGCACCCGGAGGAGGAGUAAUAGGAGGAAACGGCAAUAGAGUAACAGACUGUGAAUGCAACAUCCACGUACCGGCCUCAGGGUUACCGCAGAGCCUGGUACGAUUUAGGACCGUCGAGAACCCACAUAAUGCAAGGGUUGUCACAGCCUAUCCAAGAAAUGUUCAAUAGACGAAAGGUUACCGUCUUGUAUUA
Messenger RNA from Pocillopora verrucosa, 980 nucleotides. Its product is annotated as uridylate-specific endoribonuclease B-like. Gene Ontology annotation, molecular function: RNA endonuclease activity. The record is from RefSeq and is a predicted model, not a curated record. Lineage: Eukaryota; Metazoa; Cnidaria; Anthozoa; Scleractinia; Pocilloporidae.